Glycine soja is the source of this 1556-nucleotide messenger RNA. RefSeq names its product class V chitinase-like. Gene Ontology annotation, cellular component: extracellular region. The record is from RefSeq and is a predicted model, not a curated record. Gene Ontology annotation, molecular function: chitin binding; chitinase activity. The transcript is spliced from 2 exons. Gene Ontology annotation, biological process: carbohydrate metabolic process; chitin catabolic process. NCBI's taxonomy places the organism in Eukaryota, Viridiplantae, Streptophyta, Magnoliopsida, Fabales, Fabaceae. Bases 63 to 1187 code for a protein of 374 amino acids.
ACCCAAAUACUUCACACCCAGAGAAGAAAACAUAAUUAAUCUUCUUUACUACAAUAUAUAUAAUGCCAAUGGCUUACUCAAAAAGUUUUUCAUUCCUCAUUUCCAUUCUCCUUUUCAUCUUUCAUAAUUUCCAUGUAUCCACUGCACAAAAAAUCAAAGGAGGGUACUGGUUCCCCGGCAGCAGUUUUGCAGUGUCAGACAUCAACUCCACGCUUUACACCCAUCUCUUCUGUGCCUUCGCCGACUUGAACGCCUCUACUUACCAAGUCACCAUUUCCUCCUCAAACGCACCUCAGUUCUCAACCUUCACCCAAACCGUUCAGAAAAAGAACCCUUCAGUCAAAACCCUCUUAUCCAUAGGAGGUGGUGCUUCCAAUCCAUCAACAUUCUCCGCCAUGGCGAGCCAAGCCGGUCGCCGGAAAACAUUCAUCGAUUCAUCGAUACAACUAGCCCGAUCGAACAACUUCCACGGCCUCGACAUGGAUUGGGAGUAUCCAUCAACUUCUACAGACAUGACAAACUACGGUUUCCUCAUCAGAGAGUGGAGAACAGCUUUGGUCAACGAGGCUAGAAACUCAGGGAAGCAAAUUUUGCUCUUAGUAGGAGCAGUUUUUUACUCUUCCAAUUAUUACUCAUUGAAUUACACAAUUCAGGAUGUAAUUAACGCCUUUGACUUUGUGAAUGUGAUGGCUUAUGAUUUCUAUGGACCAAAUUGGUACCCCAAUUUCACAGCACCACCAGCUGCUUUAUAUGCUCUUAACCAUCCAGCAGCUAAUCGGGUUAGUGGUGACAUGGGGAUCAGAGAUUGGAUUGGAUCCGGUAUGCCUGCGAGUAAACUGGUGCUGGGUGUGCCCUUUUAUGGCUAUGCAUGGCGUUUGUUGAAUUCUAAUAACCGUGGAUUGUUUGAUAGAGCUAAUGGUUCGGCCUUUGGUGGUGAUGGGUCCAUGGGGUACAGUCAGAUAAGGGAGUUUGUAAGCCAGAAUAGAGCAGCGUGUACGUUCAAUUCAACUGUGGUCUCUGAUUAUUGCUCUUCUGGGACAACAUGGAUUGGUUAUGAUGACGUGCAGAGUGUGUCUGCAAAGGUUGCUUAUGCCAAGACAAAUAAUUUGGGUGGUCAUUUUGUUUGGCACGUUGGUGCGGAUUACAAUUGGGUUCUUUCUCAAGCAGCUUCCCGGACGUGGGGAUGAUACAUACUAGAUGAAGAGGUCAAAUAAAAGUCAUGCUUGACUUGAUAAAUAAAAUUCAGGUGCUGUUUACCCUGACAUGUAUUGUUGUUACAGAGUAUAAACAGAUAAAAAAAAUUACAGAGAUAUGCGCACUGAUCUUCAAUGGUUGUAUACCCUCAUGACAUGUAUCUCUGCUUUCUUAAAGCAAAAUACUAGUAUAUAUUUAAACAAUGAGGUUGGAAAUCACUUGUACUUGCUACUUUAAUUAGAUGAGAUCCAACUAAUAAUAUUUAUCAUUUUAAUUUGGUAGCCAUUAGCUAGCCAAAGUCGCACUAUGUAUGAUGGAUUUAGUUUUUAUUUUUAUUAAUGAUUAUAAUUUUGUCUCUCCUA